This is a messenger RNA of Purpureocillium takamizusanense, 1527 nucleotides long. RefSeq lists its product as uncharacterized. The record is from RefSeq and is a predicted model, not a curated record. NCBI's taxonomy places the organism in Eukaryota, Fungi, Ascomycota, Sordariomycetes, Hypocreales, Ophiocordycipitaceae. Gene Ontology annotation, cellular component: cytosol. Gene Ontology annotation, molecular function: RNA binding. The transcript has 3 exons. The coding region runs from base 476 to 1258 and encodes 260 amino acids.
GCCGCCACAGGUCGUGUGAGGGAGCGCAGAAGCGACGUCAAUCCCGUGCCUGACUCACCGUUGCCCCCCUCCCCUCUCUUUGUCGGUCUGACCCAUGAAUCACUGAGUAGUAUUCGUAUUGAUCCAUCAGUCUUCGACAUUACCUUUUUUCGUGAGUGCCUCGCGGGCGAUUUAGACCCCGCUGUCUGUUGCAAACCACCGACCGACCCGUUGGCCACCUUUGUCCGUGCAGUGGCCUGAGUAGCGACAACUUUGCCGAUCUGCCUGUCCAGGCCGCUCGCUGGCCAUUUGGCAGUACUACCCCGCUACCCCGCCUCGCCCACGGCCAGACAUUUCCUUCUUUCCACGCCCAAUCUCCAGACUCCCAAGACAUCUUUGCCUUCCCACAGUUGGGUACUAGCAGGUGGCAUUGCUCACUUGGGUCUUCUCUUGCACACUCUUGGAUGCCCAGUCUGUUUACUUUCUGUCCUCAAACAUGGCCGGUGGUCCCAGCACAACGGCUGCCCGCCGCGGUGGCAAGUUCAACAAGCCAUCUCGUGGAGGUGGCAAGCACUACUCGCGUGGCCUCCAGCCCGUCGACGCUGAUGGCAACCAGGUGAGCAUGUGGAGUGCCGACUCCCAGAAGCGGGAAGAGGACGACGAGGACGACUCUGAGGAAGAGUCUUCCGAGGAGGAGGAGAGCGAGGACGAUGUCGGCCCCUCCAACGCCGCGGCCGCCGCGGCCGCCGAAGCCAACCGCGAAGACCGAAAAGCCCAGAAGAAGGCGCGCAAGGAGGCCGCCCUUGCCAAGCAGCGCGCCCGCAACGUCGAGGUGGGCGACAUGCCCUCGAGCGACGACGACGACGAGGAGAGCGACGACGAUAUGCCCGCGAACCCGAACCACUCCAAGGCGUCGCGUAACAUGACCAAGGCCCCCAGCAGCGGCGACGGCGACGGCGACGGCGUCGACGACAUCACCAAGGGCGUGCAGGACAUGAAGGCUCCGGCGAGUCGGCGCGAGCGGGAGGCCCUCGCGGCCGCCGAGGCGAAGGAGAAGUACAUGCGGCUGCACGCCGCGGGCAAGACGGACGAGGCCAAGGCCGACCUGGCCAGACUGAAGGUGAUUCGCGAGCAGCGAGCAGCGGAGGCUGCCCGAAGACAGGCGGAAAAGGAAGAGAAGGAGGAACAGGAAAAGACCCGCCGGGCUGAGAUUGAGGCCAAGGAGGCUAAGAAGCGCGAGGCUGCGGCCGGGCCCAAGAAGUCUAGCAAGAAGAAAUAAGGACGCCGCAGUAGAGGCGCGUAGUUGUUGCGGUCCUGCUUUUGGAUAUUCGAGCCGCGAUUGCAGCUUGAGCCGCAACCAUUGCAUUUGCGACAACAGCAAGCAGGUGUAUUGGCGGUUGUAUAGCAACUGGCCCAUCAAGAUAAGUCAUAGAGUUGCAUGUAACUCGUACUUCGUACAUGUCAUCUACAUUGUACAUUUGCCCAGCAUGCAAGGCGGCGCGAGUUGCUGCAGAGAAGUGCGCGUGCUGCUGAACAACCCAGGAGUGC